This is a messenger RNA of Penicillium cataractarum, 1752 nucleotides long. RefSeq lists its product as uncharacterized. NCBI's taxonomy places the organism in Eukaryota, Fungi, Ascomycota, Eurotiomycetes, Eurotiales, Aspergillaceae. Gene Ontology annotation, biological process: response to xenobiotic stimulus; regulation of DNA-templated transcription. The transcript has a single exon. Gene Ontology annotation, molecular function: zinc ion binding; DNA-binding transcription factor activity, RNA polymerase II-specific. Bases 1 to 1752 code for a protein of 583 amino acids. The record is from RefSeq and is a predicted model, not a curated record.
AUGUCGACGACAAUCAGAAAGCGCAAGCGUACAAAGAAGGCCUGCAUACCUUGCCACCAGCGUAAACGAAAAUGUGACUCGGAGUAUCCCUGUGGCACAUGCACCACCUACGAAUAUACCUGCAGGUACGGCGACCACGACGCCAUCAGCACUGCACCGGUGCCUGGUGAAAGCGGGCAUGCUCCAACUUCAGCCAAACGCGUCGUCCCCAACAGCAAGAGAAAUAUGACAAAUGAGUUCAUUGCCCAAUCGUGUUGCCCGGACAGCCAACCUCGUGCAACGAAGACUCCCCAUGGGGCCGACAGUCCGUUGACAAAGAGUCCUACCGUGGGCACUGGCAUCUUCGAUGAACAAAAGUCCAGAUACACCGGAGCAUCGGCAGCCAUGGCCUUCCCGCACAUCCUGGGGGUGGCUCUCGGCUCUGAUAGCCCUCCCAGGAUCAAAUCGUUUGCUUACAAUUUUGGGAUCCGCCCCGAGGAGAUUUCCAACAACUAUGGCUUCCUCGGGGAUCUCAUCUCGAAGGACGACCUCGCCUUCUACUCGAAUGCAUACUUCUCUGCAAUGGGCCCUAUAGGUGACAUCAUGGACCCGAGAAUCUAUGCUCAGCGGUGCCGUGAAUAUUUUCAUGGGUCCGGUAGUACCACAGUGGCCUUCGGCGCUAUAGCUGCCGGCGUCGCUGCUUUCGGGUCGUUCCUGUCUUCAAUCAGAUACCCACGGGAGACUGAGCUGGUGCAAUACGCGAAAGCUAUUCUCGAGGAUCCAGUCUCUACGCGUAUGCUGAGCAUUGACCACAUCAUCGCGUGGGGUAUGCGGCUCUUUUAUCUACGUGCCACGACCCGCCCCAGUAAUGCCUGGAUCGCGUCGUGUACUCUCAUGCACCUUUGCGAAAUGGUCGGACUCCAUGAGGAAGGGAAUAUCAAAAGGAUGGCGUCUGUCGCCGGCGCUGGUGUCCUAGGGCAUGACGCAGAUCGGCUGAGGCGGAUUUUCUGGAUCUCAUGGGCCGGGCAUCAGAUGCUUUCAUAUGAGUAUGAUCGUUCGGCUGUAAGAUUUGGGGCCGUAACUUGUCAGGCUAUCCUCCCAACACCGGGGUCCGUUGCCGACCAAUUUGUGCAAAUAGUCCAGAUCAUCCCGUCGCCGAACUCGCCGUUCCAGCUGGAAUUUCAGCCUUCAACUCCGAGGGAGGAGCUAUUUGAGCGUCUCAAGGCAUUGAGUAAACUCCAUUUCACCCAUCCCUUUCUAGUAGCGACCAAGGCCGACCUAGCAUUUUGUUUCUAUCGACGCAUUUAUCAGCUCAAGGAAGGGAUAACGGAUGAGGUAAUCCAACUCGUGAUCGAUAGCGGUAAUAAUGCAGUGCAGGCGGCUGCGCAGCUAGCCAAAGAUGGCCGUUUAUUAUGGAACGUCAUAGGCAGCGUUUUCCAGUAUAUCUGUGUCUUGUUGGCCAUCAACACAUCAGCAUCUUCCGCUCAUAUCCCUACUGCCUUCAAGGGGUUGGAAAAUCUUGUCACGGCUGCGGACACAGGACUGACCCGUCAGGCAUUGUCAAUAGCGAGGUAUCUUCUCAGCCUUAGCAUAGCAAAGAAGCGAAAAGAGCUUUCUCAGCUGGAAUCUGUCGAGGUGGAAUACGAAACCUCCCAGGAGCAGCCGGGACCUGAGGUUAAUGACACUUUGCCGGAAAUUGGCUGGGGUAUGGACUGGGAUCAGUUUUUGAUCGAGCCAUACUUAUCGAUUAUCGGCCCCGAUAUGCAACUGUAG